ACAGCCAGCGGAUACGCAACGCAAACGAAAGCAAACCAAAUAAAAGACAAUUCUGUAUAUUAAAACAAUUUGCUGAAUAAAUUUGAAGCAAAACAAACGUAAACAAUUUUUUUUUCAUAACUAAACAAUUGCCCUCCGCGCUAACAGCGAAGUGGGUGUGUAUAUUUUUUACUAUASAGGCGAUAAGGAGAGUGAAAAGGCGAGAAAAAGAUUUAUAAGCAGCGCUAACAUAUUGUAAUACACUUUUUCCGAAAACAAAUUGCUGUGGCAUACAAAAGUGCUGUCCACUUAAAGGAGCUUUCGAGCAAAUCCUGCUGUCGCAACAACACUUAAUAGAGAACCAGCCAGAUGCCUGCACUAAGUAACGGCAGAAACAUGGACAUUGUUAUCCGCGAAGAGGAUGUGUCAGUGGCACAGGUGGGCAUUUAUGCGUCCAUAUCCUUUCUGGUGGUGACUGUUGUGGGUGCAUUGUUCUACGUUUCGUGUUCGAAAAAAUAUCGACUCAAUUGGUUUGAGAAAAAUUUACUGGAAUCGGCUGCAGAGAAACAGGAUACCGAACAGUGCACCGAUCCGCUCGUUGCCGGCAAUGCAGCUUUUAAUGCGGACAACAUCAGCGAAUGCUCUCGUUCUCGUUCGAUUUGCAAGGGCAAUAUAAGCCCCACAUCCAUUAAUACUGACGAUCCCACUUUUUGGGUGCCACCGCCGCGCAAGACUGUGCAACAACAGGUUUCAACAUCUGCAGAAGAGUCCCCACCACCAACACCCACCUCACCAACGGGUAGUUUGAAAUCGAAUACGCUCUCGAUGUCUUCAACGAGCUCCGUGCCUAUAACACGUUCGGAUAAGCACGUCGUCUUGGGCAUGAACCCCAGCAGACCAAAGGUGGCGUCGAUGAGCGCCAAAUUGGACCACACAAAAAUCGACAUGUCUCUCUAUAGAAAUAAUUCUCAACAGAAGGGAUCGCCGCAAGGCAGUGAUGAUAUUCGUGGCAAUAUUCAUUUGAGUGUGGUCUAUGACACAAUAGCCGGCAUGCUCUCCGUACAUUUAAUAGAAGCACAAAAUUUGCAACCGCGCGACUUCAGCCGCACAGCAGACCCAUAUGCCAAAGUACGUCUGCUUCCCGAGAAGAAGAAUUUCUGGCAAACGCGCAUACACAAGAAAACUCUCAAUCCUAUUUUCGAUGAGGAUUUCGUCUUUGAAGAGAAUGCAAAUGUAAUCGAUAAGCGCACAAUUGAGAUUUUGCUCUACGAUUUUGACGCGUACUCACGCCAUGUCUGUAUUGGAGGCGCCCAAAUACCGUUAAACAGCUUGGAUCUGAACGAAAAAGUUGAGUUGUGGACACCGUUAGGCUCCUGUGCAGAGCAAGACAUGAAGGUCGAUUUGGGCGACAUUAUGGUUUCGCUCUCAUUUCUGCCCUCAGCUGAACGCCUGACCGUGGUAUUGAUCAAAGCGCGCAACUUACGCAUAAUAGAUGAUUCGCGGAACUCAUCAGAUCCGUACAUUAAGGUAGCGCUACUGUCCGAUGGUAAGAAAAUCAAGAAGCGUAAAACUGGCGUCACACGUAAUACCAUAAAUCCGGUAUAUAACGAAGCACUAACAUUUGAUGUUAACAAGGAGACAUUGAAGAAUUGUCUCAUUGAGUUUACGGUCGUUCACGAUGGACUGUUGGGCUCCAGCGAAAUUUUGGGUCGUGCAGUCAUUGGCAACUCUGCAGAAGUGCGCCCCGAGGAACGCAUGUUUUUCGAACAAAUGUUCCGUUCCAAAAAUUCACUCGCCCAAUGGGUUCCACUGCAGGAGGCUAGCAAUCAGCGCGGCAAUUUAACUAAUCCACCAACCAAUUUGAAUUAAAUGUUAUGAUAACAGCACAAUUUGCUGGUCGAACAGACAGUUAUUAUAGCGCUGUUAUUACGGAACAGUGAGUUUAAACAGAAAACGUUAAUGACAGCGGUGUUAAUAACAGUGAAUGAUUAUAACACAAAAUGUUAUUUUCAGAAAAUGUUGAUGCAAAAAUUCUCUAUUAGGAAAAGUUGACAACUUCUUUUCUUUAGUGAAUUAAAAAAACUAAAUACAUUAACAUUUUCAGCUGUUAUUAGUCUGCAGAAAAUUAAUUUUGUAAUUCAACCAUUCAAAGAAACUGCUGUCAUAUUAUUAUGUGUUUUGUGUUUACUGAAAUUGCUGCGUUCGUGUUUAAU
Molecule: messenger RNA, 2192 nt
Organism: Bactrocera latifrons
Lineage: Eukaryota; Metazoa; Arthropoda; Insecta; Diptera; Tephritidae
Product: synaptotagmin-1
Exons: 8
Coding region: 349-1848 (499 amino acids)
Biological process (GO): cellular response to calcium ion; calcium-ion regulated exocytosis; regulation of calcium ion-dependent exocytosis
Molecular function (GO): calcium-dependent phospholipid binding; syntaxin binding; calcium ion binding
Source: RefSeq, a predicted model, not a curated record